Messenger RNA from Helianthus annuus (common sunflower), 2236 nucleotides. Its product is annotated as pentatricopeptide repeat-containing protein At4g21065. The coding region runs from base 45 to 1931 and encodes 628 amino acids. Gene Ontology annotation, biological process: RNA modification. The transcript has a single exon. Gene Ontology annotation, molecular function: RNA binding; protein binding; zinc ion binding. Lineage: Eukaryota; Viridiplantae; Streptophyta; Magnoliopsida; Asterales; Asteraceae. The record is from RefSeq and is a predicted model, not a curated record.
UGGACCACUUCUACACCAACACUUUAGUUCCACUCGGUACUCAAAUGCUGAUUCGAGUUCAUGCAACAGCAAGAACACUCACAUCCACCAUCAUUCACUCCAAUCAUUCACCAAAUUCUCAUCACCAAUGGCGAUUUUUACAUCACAAACACUCACCACAAACAACCCACAAUCCCCAUCACCCUUCAAACCUCACGAAUCGCUCACCAUUAGAGUAUCAAUCAAUCCUCAAAACCUUCAUAGCCCGAAGGGCAAUUCAACCCGGUAGACAGCUUCACGCACACCUUUGCGUAAAAGGGUUCGGUUACGACACCAUUUUAGGCACAAAGCUCGUUGAUUUAUACUGUUCUUGUAACCAUUUGUCCAAUGCACACCAACUGUUUGAUAAAAUUCCUAAACGAAAUGUGUUCCUUUGGAACGUUUUAAUUCGUGGGUAUGCGUGGAACGGGCCGUAUAAUAAUGCGGUUUCGCUGUAUUAUAACAUGAUUGAUCAUGGGGUUGUGCCUGAUAAUUUUACUUUCCCGUUUGUGCUCAAAGCGUGCUCGAAUCUUAGCGCGAUUGAUGUGGGCCGGGAUGUUCAUGAACAUGUGGCGAGGACCGGGUGGGAGACGGAUGUUUUCGUGGGCGCUGCGUUGAUCGAUAUGUACGCGAAAUGUGGUGAUGUUGGUAGCGCACGCCAGGUGUUUGAUAAAAUAGUUGAGAGAGAUGUUGUUAUGUGGAACUCGAUGCUUGCUGCUUAUGCGCAAAACGGGCGUGCGGAUGAGUGUUUGGUUUUGUGCGGUGACAUGGCGUUAUGCAAAAUGAGACCGACUGUUGCGACUCUGGUGACUGCUAUCUCGUCGGCUGCUGACAUGGCGGCGCUUCCGCAAGGGCGAGAGCUUCACGCGUAUAGCUGGAGACAAGGGUUUGAAGUUCAAGAUAAAGUGAAAACCGCGUUAGUUGAUAUGUAUGCGAAAAGUGGUUCGGUUAAAGUAGCGAGAAAUCUUUUCAACAUGUUGAUGGAGAAACGUGUCGUUUCUUGGAACGCUAUGAUCACUGGUUACGCGAUGCACGGGUAUGCUAUGGAGGCACUCGCGUUAUUCAACAAAAUGACUUGCGAAACGCAGCCGGAUCAUAUAACGUUCGUGGGCGUUCUCUCGGCUUGUAAUCAUGGAGGUUUACUUAACAAAGGUAAGGAGUUGUUUGACUUAAUGAUACGCGAAUACAAGAUAACGCCUACGGUUCAACACUAUUCGUCUAUGGUUGAUCUAAUCGGUCAUUACGGUCGUUUAGAAGAAGCUUAUGAUAUGAUAAAGAAUAUGACGAUUCGACCCGAUUCUGGCAUAUGGGGUGCAUUGCUAAACUCAUGUAAAAUACAUGGAAACGUCGAGUUAGGGGAACUUGCGUUAGAGAAACUAAUAGAACUCGAACCCGAUGAAGCGGGAAAUUACGUGAUUAUGUCGAAUAUUUACGCGCAAGCCGGGAAAUGGGAGGGGGUCACAAAGAUUCGGGAGUUAAUGACGAAUAAAAAACUAAAAAAAGAGGUUGCGUGUAGUUGGAUAGAGGUGAAUAACAAAGUGCACGCGUUUCUUUCGGGUGAUACGUCUCAUCCGAUGUGCGAUGCGAUAGACGACGAGUUAAAACGGAUUGAAAAGUUGAUGGUUGAAGCGGGAUAUGUGCCGAAUAUUGCGCCAGUGUUUCAUGAUGUUGAUGAUGAUGAAAAGAUGAAGAUGGUGUGUAGGCAUAGUGAAAGAUUGGCGAUCGCGUUUGGGAUUAUUAGUACGCCCCCGAAGAGUAAGCUUUUGAUAACGAAGAAUCUUCGGGUUUGUGAGGAUUGUCAUGUUGCGAUUAAGUUUAUAUCGAAGAUUACCGAGAGGGAGAUUGUGUUUCGAGAUGUUAAUCGGUACCAUCAUUUUAAAGAUGGUGUGUGUUCUUGUGGGGAUUAUUGGUAACUUAUUCAUUUGAAACCAUGGUUGUAAAAGCCCCGCCGAGGCUCCGAGUACUUCCCGAGUACUCGCUACAAGGUAGGCUGCCAAAGCCCGAGUAUUGUUCACCUAGGCCAAUUACUCAUUGAGUAAUCUUCGACUAGGCCGAGUACUUCCCGAGUACUCUCAAAUCCGACUAGUGGGCGCCUAGCGACUUUUGCAACCAUGUUUGAAACCAAGUGCUAAGUACUUGUUUUAUAAUUGUUAGAUCAUUUUUGUAAGGGGAAUGUAACGUUUGAUUAGCAUGUAAUUUAAUUGAAGAUGUUUGAUUG